Lactuca virosa is the source of this 489-nucleotide messenger RNA. Lineage: Eukaryota; Viridiplantae; Streptophyta; Magnoliopsida; Asterales; Asteraceae. The record is from the annotation of a GenBank genome assembly.
AUGGAACUUGUUCUACCAACCAUCUUUGUAACCAUUUCAUAUUGGAUGGGUGGUCUUAAGCCUUCACUCAUCACAUUCGUGCUAACAGUUCUAAUCAUUCUUUUCAAUGUGCUCGUUUCACAAGGACUUGGACUAGCCCUGGGAGCCAUACUUAUGGACCUAAAACAAGCAACCACCUUGUCAUCCGUGAUCAUGCUUGUGUUUUUACUAGCAGGUGGUUAUUAUAUUCAACAAAUUCCACCAUUCAUCAGUUGGUUGAAAUACAUCUCGUUUAGCCAUUAUUGUUAUAAACUUCUAGUGGAAGUACAGUAUAGCGAAAAUGAGGUUUAUGAGUGUGGAAUGGGCACUCACUGUAGGGUAUUAGAUUUUCCGGGUAUCAAAUAUCUUGGUAUGGGUCACUUGUGGUGGGAUGUCGCUGCUUUGGGUGUAAUGUUGGUGGGGUACAGGAUUGUGGCUUAUGUAGCAUUGAGGAUGAGUAAAUCUCACUAA